UAUAUUUGCUUGGCCUAUAUUAAAGACCUUCAGGACUGGACUAAUUUUUAAACCUGUGGACUGGUGGAAGUUGUAUCCUUUACAAAAGUGCGAUGGUAGUGGUAGGGACGUACUGUCCAAAAAACAGGGCCCUGGCUAUGACUUGGGCUCUUAGGUGCUACUUCAGUACAAGUAGAUAACAAAAUAGUAGUAAUAAUGGCUGUCUUAAAAUUCAUGGGCUGGAGAGAAGAAUCUAUCUGCUGUGUAGUGGGAGGAGCUGGAAUGAGGAGAAAACAAUGAAGCAAAUUGCAACACAUUGGCAAAGUUUCUUACAAAUAUUUUCAAUUGUAAAACCUUUUGGGCAGGAACUAUAUUUUCCUAAGGAAGAUGUCGCUAAUGAGGAGAUGGCAGAAAAACUGUCUAUUCGAAAGCAGCGCUUUCUGAAGUUUGCAUCCUUGGAAUAUGAAGGAGAAUAUUACAUGACACCUAGAGACUUCCUGUUCUCAGUAAUGUUUGAUCAAGUCGGCCGUACAGCGUUGGCCAAGAAACUGACAAAAAAGGAUGUAGAGGCUUCACUGGUAAAUGUUACGAAGGCUAAGCCAGGACCAACCUUUUUUAGAGACCUUGGCGAUAAAGGUAACACACUUUG
Molecule: messenger RNA, 628 nt
Organism: Chelonoidis abingdonii (Abingdon island giant tortoise)
Lineage: Eukaryota; Metazoa; Chordata; Testudines; Testudinidae
Source: RefSeq, a predicted model, not a curated record